AGUUUCCGGCACUCAGUACGCGCUCAACUCCCGUCCAGGAUGGGUAAACCAAGACGCAUUCAUGGCCAGGCCAACAGGCUAGCAGGGAGUCAACUACUGUUGUUGGGGGGACUGCUUGUGCUCCAGUUUGCCUGUCCCGUUCAGUGCAUUGAGUGGACCGUGCCCGAUGUCCUUGAAUCGAUUGGCUCCGUGGGCACGAGCAUCAUCGAUCCCAGCCUCCUGCCCACUCCCCAGGGUCUGCUCGAUGGCAGCAAGCAGCUGAUUGCCGGCUAUCCCUUUGAGUUUGUCUCCAACUCCCUCAACUUCAUAUGUUCCCAGGCUCUGUCCUCGCAUAAGAUCAAGUCCAAGUUUACGCCGGACAUCAAUAUGAUGAACUUCCAGCUGCAGACGACCUGCACCAAGACCAAUUUCCCGCUCACCGAUGCGGAAUCCAUGUGGAAGAGUCCGCAGUUUGAUCCCAAGAAGAAGGUCGUCAUCUUGGCCACCGGCUGGACCACCACAGUGAAUGGCUCCGACACCAUUGAUGUCAUGUCGAAGGCCUAUAAUUGUCGCGGUGAUGUCAACUUUGUGGCUGUGGAUGCGGCACGCUUCGUGGACACUCUUUACACAUGGUCCGCUUUUAAUACGGAGGAGAUUGGCGAGAACAUUGCCCAUGGUCUGGUCCAUCUACUGGAACUGGUGCCAGUGGAAAACAUUCACCUUAUUGGCCACAGUCUGGGUGCUCACAUUGUCGGAUCUGCGGGUCGCCAUCUGAAUCGUUUGACAGGCAAAAUGAUUCCGCGCAUUACCGGCCUGGAUCCGGCCAAGCCAUGCUUCAACGAGGGCGAAAUUCUGUCCGGACUGCUGCGAGGCGAUGCAUCAUUCAUCGACGUGAUACACAGCAAUCCGGGUGUGCUGGGCAAGAAGGAUCCACUGGGUGACGUGGACUUCUAUCCGGGCGGCAUAAAUCCGUUGCCCGAGGGCUGCUUCUCGGUGGUCUGUGCCCACGCCCGCUCCUGGCAGUACUACGCGGAGUCUGUCUUUCCCGGCAACGAGCACAACUUCAUGGCCACGCGCUGCAACUCACUGAAGCGGCUGCGCGAUCUCCGCUGUCCGGGCAACGAGCAGCCCAUGGGAUACGCCGUGCCGCACAGCAUUCGAGGCAACUACUUCCUGGAGGUUAGCGGCACUUCCCCCUACGGCAAGCAUUCGAAUGCUGUGCGUACGGCCAGCCAUGAGCACUGCGCCGUAUGCCCCGAUGCGACGGACUCGAGCACAGAUGCAACUUCGACGCCGACGCCGACGCCGACUCCCAGCGCGUCCUAAAACUAAUCUAAUAAUCUAAUCUCAUAAUCAGAAAUAAUCUCUACAUACUAAAUCUAUGUACACAUACUUAGCUAGAUUAAGGCAUUGUUAUUUCUCUUUUUUUUUUGUUGUUUUUCUCAGUCUCCGUGUUGGCCUGGCCUGGCCUGGCCUGGCCCGAUUGCGGUCGAUAAGAAAAAUACAAUUUGCCUUCUAAGCGUUGACAAUUCAA
This is a messenger RNA of Drosophila obscura, 1513 nucleotides long. Its product is annotated as vitellogenin-3. Gene Ontology annotation, biological process: lipid metabolic process. Gene Ontology annotation, molecular function: lipase activity. The transcript is spliced from 3 exons. NCBI's taxonomy places the organism in Eukaryota, Metazoa, Arthropoda, Insecta, Diptera, Drosophilidae. Bases 40 to 1305 code for a protein of 421 amino acids. The record is from RefSeq and is a predicted model, not a curated record.